AUGCGGUCCAGCAUCGCCUGUGCACGCUGUCGUCGCAGCAAGAUUAAAUGUGUCAAUGCCGGCAUCGACACCACCUGCCGCGCCUGCGAAUCGUCCGGCCGAGAAUGUGUAUAUCCUACGCCAGCCAUCGGUGUCGGUGGAGCUGCUGCCAAGCGGGAUCUCGCUGCUUUGGCGGAUGGAGAUGAUCGCAAUGGAGACAUGGAUGGCCCGAAAAGGCAACGGCCUCGCAAGUCUGUUGCAGUCUCGUCAUCCGCAGCGAAGGAUGCCGCCAAAGGAACCCUCGAUGUGCUCGAUUCGUCCAUCUUGACGGUUAAGGUCUGGGAAGCUGUGUUCGACUUAUUCCAAUCACACUUUGCGACUAUUCUACCUUUCCUGCACCCUGCUACCUUUAUGGGCCACAUUCGACAGCUGUCCGGCCCUCAGUCAUCCUCAUCAUCUACCGCCCCUACAAAUCAAGAUAAUUCCCGAGAAAACGCUCAAAGCCCACCGGCGGCAAAAUCAGAUUUAAGUCCCUUGAUCCCCCUCGGAGUGCUUGCUCUCACCGCUCGUUUCCAUCCCCAACUUGUUGCAUACCACUCUCCCGCAUCCCCAGGAAGCCCUUCCAAUCCAGCUCUCGCAUCCGAGUUCUAUGCGACAGCACUGCGCAGCCGGCUGGCCGGUGUGGACGGUGCCAGCCUCGCCAUAACCGACUUGACCCGUGUGCAAGCAUUGUUAAUGUUGGCGCUCCACGAAUGGGGCAUGUGUCGUGGUAAGAGUGCCUGGUUAUAUGUGGGCAUGGCCAUCCGACUGUCCCAGGCGAUGGGUCUUCCCUACGAACUAGAGAAUGAUGUCUUCUCACGAGAUGGCCCCAGAUCACCUGCGUUUAGAGCGGAAACAGAUCUCUUCGGCAUUUCCCGACGUGGUAUGGAGCCAAAGGAACAAACGUCCGAUGAUGUUAUCGCGCAAGAAACUAAGCGACGCACCUUUUGGGCGUGUUUUAUCCUUGAUCGGUGUUUGAGUAGUGGUAAAUAUCGCCCACGCAUGAUCCGAGUCAAGGAACUGGGCAUUCAGCUACCUAGUGACAACGCAUUCGCCUUUGGAGAGCGCGUGCGUACCUCGCGCCUGAGUGAGCCCGUGGUUCGCCGUCCGCAGAGCUUUGGCGCGCAGGGUGUCCAGAUCCCUAGUAUUCGUCAGAGUCUGGGGGGUUUUGGUGACGACAAGCUUCCCAAUAAUAUCACCCCUGACCCAAAAUCUUGGUCCCCUAUUUCUCGAAGAAAGGACUCAAGUGAGGAUGAGAUUGAUCGCUGGGAGAUUGGCGCGGAGGAGGCCGUGUUGAGUCGAGUCAUCCGCAUUAUCCGCAUCUGGGGUAGUAUUGCAAAGUGGUCCUGCGCUGGUGGAAGAAGAAAUGAACAAUUACCCCCAUGGCAUCCUGACUCUCAGUUCUCUAAACUUCGCUCAAUCUUGGGUGAAUUCCAGGAUGGACUGUCCCGCAACCUUCAGUACUCAACACGCAAUACGGAUACUCAUAUCAUGUACAAGACUAAUCUUUCCCCCUACACCCUGAUGCAUGUGGUCUACUUUCUCUCGGUACUCGUCCUUCACCGCGCCUACAUCCCUUUCCUUCCUGUACGUUGUGCAGAGCCCGUUGGUCCUCUAGACGACCCUCUCUUUCCCGGCGAAAAAGUGGGCGUACCCGAUGGUUUCUGGCGCGAAAGUGCUCGCGAGCUCUUUGGUGCCGCCCGGCAGAUGAUGGACCUGGUUGUAACCUGUCAGGACCGAGGUGUGCUCGUCGAGAACCCAUUGGUGGGCUUCGCUGUUUACAAUGCUGUCUUCAUUGGUAUCUACGCAGCACACUUUCCACACAUGGAUCCGGAAGGCAUCCUUGGUUCCAAAUCUAAUUCGGCCGGUGAUGGCAAUCAACAGGGCCAGGGCCAGACUCGGAAAGCUCUUGAUAUUCUUCGCGAGAUGCGGACACGUCUCAAAAUGGCACGUGGGUGGUUCCGUACACUCAACCGACUCCAUAGUUAUUUCUCCAAGGUCAAACAGGAUUUCCGCCGGCACUCCCGCAAAUUAGACUCGAUCCCGGAGGUUAUGGACAUACAAACCAAUGGUCCCCGACCUGUCCGUGAAGGUGGAGUGGGUGGCGGUCUUGAAGAAUUCAAAAUGCUGGAAAAGUUGUUCCUUGACUUUGGUUCUAUCGAAGACCAGUUACCAGAAAACGGCGGCGAUGAGGAUGGCGCGGCAGGAGUCAGUGAUCGUGUGACCAACAUCAGCGACGCCGGCAGCAACACUCUUCGCAGUGAUCCAGGAGAACCUAUGGAGAUGCCGCUAGAUGGCGCCGGUGGACGCCGUGAAUCCUGGGUACCCAUCAACAGUCCCGGUAUGCCCCUUCCUGGACCAGAUGGCGAACGACGUCCUAGUCUCCCAUUACCUCCCGGCCGGUCUUUGCAAUCCCAAUCUCCGUUCUCGCUUCCAUCGCUGCAGCAUCACCCGGAGGGGCCCCUCUAUAACAAUUCAUCGCCUACCCUUCCGGCCAUUGGACCGGCUGGUUCCUACGGGGCUCCGCCCGCCACAACAGCGGGUGCAACCUCGUCACAAUACAGCACAGUUGCAUCCCAAUCUGGCCGUCUUCAGCCUCUAAACCCAUGGUUGGGCCCCCGCCAGCAACCGCCACCACCACCAUACUCUCAGUCGCUACCCCCCAUUAAUGCCGCCGCAUCGCAUGGUCUGCCGCUGUUGCCACCUCCCGGCUCGGCGCACCCGGCCGCCUCACCCCCAGCGACGGUAGAUGGGAUGGACAGCUUCACCUCAAAUAGCAUGUGGUCUACGAGUCUGGGUGGCGAGGACGUGCUGGCGUUUCUGGAGGGAUGCGAGUACGAUCAAAUUCCGGGGAUCAUGCCAUCGGACAACGGACUCUCGGGCAGUUGGCUCAGCACCGUCUGGACCGAAUUCAGCCGUUGA
This is a messenger RNA of Aspergillus oryzae RIB40, 2940 nucleotides long. RefSeq names its product putative C6 transcription factor. The record is from RefSeq and is a predicted model, not a curated record. Gene Ontology annotation, biological process: regulation of DNA-templated transcription; DNA-templated transcription. Gene Ontology annotation, molecular function: zinc ion binding; DNA binding; DNA-binding transcription factor activity, RNA polymerase II-specific. Gene Ontology annotation, cellular component: nucleus. The coding region runs from base 1 to 2940 and encodes 979 amino acids. Lineage: Eukaryota; Fungi; Ascomycota; Eurotiomycetes; Eurotiales; Aspergillaceae. The transcript has 2 exons.